Spirometra erinaceieuropaei is the source of this 549-nucleotide messenger RNA. Lineage: Eukaryota; Metazoa; Platyhelminthes; Cestoda; Diphyllobothriidea; Diphyllobothriidae. The record is from the annotation of a GenBank genome assembly.
AUGCACAAGGACCUCAAGGCAUGGACACAGGCUUGUAUCGCCUGUCAACGGAGUAAGAUCCAGAGGCACAACGAGGCCCCCAUGGGCACCUUCCCUGGCCCCGGUUCAAGGUUCAGCCACGUUCACCUGGAUAUUGUAGGCCCCCUGCCUCUGUCCAAUGGUUGUUCCUAUCUCCUCACCUGCGUGGAUCGGUUCGCUCGGUGGCCUGAAGCUAUUCCCCUGCCUGACAUUGCUGCUCCAACGGUGAUCAAGGCUUUUCUCAGUCGUUGGGUUGCUGUCUUUGGCGCACCCACCAUAAUCACGACUGACCGUGGUGCCCAGUUUGAGUCUAACCUCUUCCAGUCUUUACUCUCCUUUUUAGGCUGUACUCGCAUCCGCACUACAGCCUAUCAUCCGGCAGCCAAGGGGAUGGUCGAGCGGUUUCACCGCCAGCUGAAGGCAUCCCUACGCGCCCCGGCCGAUCCGGAGAACUGGACGGACCACCUUCCCCUGGUCCUCUUGGGCAUCCGCUCCGCUCUCAAGCCGAACCUUGACUGUUACGCAGCUUAA